This is a messenger RNA of Meloidogyne enterolobii, 1134 nucleotides long. NCBI's taxonomy places the organism in Eukaryota, Metazoa, Nematoda, Chromadorea, Rhabditida, Meloidogynidae. The record is from the annotation of a GenBank genome assembly.
AUGUUCAAAAUUAAAGAGAAAAAGUUUAAAUUUUUACAAAAAGAUGCUAAUAAUAAAAUUAAAGAAAUAAUUAGAAAAGAAGAAAAUCCCCCACCAACUAUAGCCAGAAUCAACAGAGGACUUGGCCACAAUUUUUAUCAAGGAGAUAUAAUUCUCAAUCUUAAACAAGCAGAAUUUUUAUUUUCAAAAUUUAAAUAUACUCCAUCAGAUAAAAGGAAUAGGCGACAAGCAAUUAAUUCUGUGACUUUUCCAACUUCUCUAUGGCUAAAUCGGACAGUUCCCUACACUUUUGGAAAUUCCAUUUGUUAUACAAUUUUUUUGAAAUUUUACAUCCUUAAAAUUUUAGCUGAGGAAAGACGCACACGGAUUCGACAAGCACUCAGUUUUUGGGCUGAUCAGACCUGUCUAAAUUUUCGUGAGGAAGAGCUUUUUCAAAGCAAUCCAUCAGAGACUAGAUUACAGUUUGGAAAAGGCAAUGGAUGUUCUAGCUAUGUUGGUAAACAAGAAGGGGAUCAGUAUGUCUCUAUUGGAGAGGAUUGUGAUCAAUUUGGCAUUAUUACACACGAAGUUGCACAUGCUCUUGGGUUCUUUCAUGAACAAUCACGUUGGGAUAGAGACCAGUUUGUUAGUGUUAGUCUUGAUAAUAUAAGGCAUGGAUACGAGGAUCAGUUUGAUAAGGAAUCCGAAGAAGAAAAUGAUAAUCAACAAGUAUCUUACGAUUUGGGUUCAGUAAUGCACUACUCAGAAUGUGAGUCGAUAAUGUCAAAAUCUCUAAAAUGUCAAAAUGUCAACUUUGACUUUUUAGACGCUUUUUCUUCCCCCGAUGCCCACAACCCUGUUUUAUCAGCCAAAGAGCCUUACAACCAAAAAACUAUGGGCCAGAGGAUCGCUCCCAGUUUUUUAGACGUGCUACUGAUGAAUAAGCGCUACAUGUGUUUGGAUGACUGCAAAAGCAGAGGUGUAGAAUGCAAAAAUGGUGGAUUUCCAAAGCCAAAAGACUGUAGUCAAUGUAUAUGCCCUUGGGGGUUUGGAGGCAAAUUUUGCGAUGAGAGAAGCUCAAGUGUUGGGAUUGCCUCUAAUUGUGGAGAGACAAUAGAGGUGGGGAUGUUUUUAAAAGAUUUUAUUACCAAAUAG